AUACCCUGUUCCAGUUGAAGUUCACGGCGAAGCAGCUGGAGAAGCUGGCCAAGAAGGCGGAGAAGGACUCCAAGGCAGAGCAGGCCAAAGUGAAGAAGGCCCUUCAGCAGAAAAAUGUAGAGUGUGCCCGUGUGUAUGCCGAGAACGCCAUCCGCAAGAAGAACGAAGGUGUGAACUGGCUUCGGAUGGCGUCCCGCGUAGACGCAGUGGCCUCCAAGGUGCAGACGGCCGUGACCAUGAAGGGGGUGACCAAGAACAUGGCCCAGGUGACCAAAGCUCUGGACAAGGCCCUGAGCACCAUGGACCUACAGAAGGUCUCCUCGGUGAUGGACAGGUUCGAGCAGCAGGUGCAGAACCUGGAUGUCCACACGUCGGUGAUGGAGGACUCCAUGAGCUCGGCCACCACGCUGACCACACCGCAGGAGCAGGUGGACAGCCUCAUCAUGCAGAUCGCUGAGGAGAAUGGCCUGGAGGUGCUGGACCAGCUCAGCCAGCUGCCCGAGGGCGCCUCUGCCGUGGGCGAGAGCUCUGUGCGCAGCCAGGAGGACCAGCUGUCACGGAGGUUGGCCGCCUUGAGGAACUAGCCGUGCCCCGCCGCAGUGCACCACCUCUGCCCCGUGGUGUGCUGGAAGGUUCCUGUCCUCUCCCCACCACGUCUUGCCUUUGUGCUGGCCCUGCGGAGCUGUGACCGGCAGCCACUCUGUGUGUCUCACCUGCCAGGCCUGCGUGGCCUCAGGGUGUUCCUGUUCCUUUAGGUUGGGCGGUGGGUCUGCGUCCUGGUGUUGAGUUUCUGCAAAUUUGUGGGGGUGAUUUCUGUGACUCUGGGCCCACAGCGGGGAGGCCAGCAGGGGCCCUGUGGACUUUUACCCAGCACUGUGGGGGCCUUCAGACUCUGGGGCAGCAGACAUGCUGCUUCCUCAUCAGCCAGAGGGGGUCAGGGCUACCCUGUUGCCAAGCAACUCCCUGAGGCCUCUCCACACCCCCUCAGCGGGCAGGAGGUCCCACCAUGUGCACAGACAUAGUCCAAGGAGGUACCACAGGCCUGUGUGUGCUGGGGGAUGUCAGGUGCCACCCCGCGCCAUCCUGGUGGCAUUUACAAUGACACCCUCCUCCUCCGUGAUUCCAGGAGUGCGGUCUCGGCUGCCCCUACCAGCUGGCUGAGCCCCCUGGCCUCCUGCGCUCCCUCAGUUCCUAAAGCUGCCCAGUCCAUGGGGACAGAACUGUCACCCAGAUCCACAUCCAACCAUGGCCGGGUGGGGGCUGCCUCAGUCCUGUCCUCUUGGGCACUGGGGAGAGGGGCCUGUUCAUCUUUUUCCUAGAAUGCUGUUGUAAAUAAACAAAUGGAUCCCUGGAAA
This is a messenger RNA of Mandrillus leucophaeus (drill), 1355 nucleotides long. RefSeq names its product charged multivesicular body protein 1A (gene CHMP1A). Gene Ontology annotation, cellular component: multivesicular body; ESCRT III complex. The coding region runs from base 186 to 584 and encodes 132 amino acids. Gene Ontology annotation, biological process: late endosome to vacuole transport; endosome transport via multivesicular body sorting pathway; protein transport. NCBI's taxonomy places the organism in Eukaryota, Metazoa, Chordata, Mammalia, Primates, Cercopithecidae. The record is from RefSeq and is a predicted model, not a curated record. The transcript is spliced from 7 exons.